AUCAUCCCACCCAAUUCAAGUCUCGGAUUCUACCAUUUGUUGCUCUAUAAAGAUCUUUUGAUUUCACCUUAUCUCAUUAAUCAAAGCACCUCAAUAUCUCCUUAUCCCACACUAUAUUUUUCUUCCCUCAACUCAAAACGGGAUGCCGGCGGCAGGGUUUUCGGUGGCUCCGUCCGCCGUGGAAUUUGAGGCCAAGAUAACUCCGGUGGUUAUCAUUUCUUGUAUGAUGGCCGCUACUGGAGGCCUUAUGUUCGGUUACGACAUUGGCGUUUCCGGGGGAGUGACGUCGAUGCCUUCAUUUCUUAAGGAGUUUUUUCCGGUAGUGUAUGAAAAGACUCAACAACACCAAGGAGACGACAACAAUUACUGUAAAUACGAUAAUGAAAACUUACAGUUGUUCACAUCGUCUCUUUAUCUCGCGGCGUUAACCGCCACAUUCUUCGCUUCUUACACCACUAGAGCUCUCGGCCGGAAACAGACCAUGCUUAUCGCCGGAAUUUUCUUCAUUGUCGGAACCAUUUUGAAUGCCUCCGCCGUUAGCCUCCUCAUGCUUAUUCUUGGAAGAAUCUCCCUGGGUUGUGGAGUUGGAUUUGCCAACCAGGCGGUGCCGUUGUUUCUAUCGGAGAUUGCACCGACGAGAAUUCGUGGAGCUUUGAAUAUAUUGUUUCAAUUCGAUGUUACCAUCGGGAUUUUGUUGGCAAACCUUAUCAAUUACGGGACAUCCAAAAUUGAAGGAGGAUGGGGAUGGAGGGUAUCAUUAGCACUGGCUGGCGUUCCAGCAUUUCUAUUAACGCUUGGAGCAAUCUUGGUUGAUGAUACUCCAAAUAGUUUGAUCGAACGUGGUCAUUUGGAGAAAGGAAAAGCAGUGUUGAAGAAAAUCAGAGGAACAGAGAAUGUUGAGCCAGAGUAUUUAGAGAUCUUGGAGGCAAGUCGCAUUGCUCAAGAAGUGAAACAUCCUUUCAAAAACCUCCUCAUGCGCCAGAAUCGCCCACCUUUAGUCAUUGCCAUAAUGUUGCAAAUCUUCCAACAACUCACCGGCAUCAACGCCAUUAUGUUCUACGCUCCAGUUUUGUUCAACACGGUAGGCUUCGGUAACGAUGCGGCUUUGUACUCUUCUGUCAUAACAGGAGCCGUCAAUGUCCUUUCUACAUUGGUGUCUAUUUACUCAGUCGACAAGAUCGGGCGACGGAUGUUGUUAUUAGAAGCUGGAGUCCAAAUGUUCGUCUCUCAAACCAUCAUUGCAGUUCUAUUAGGCUUAAAACUCCAGGAUAGCGCUAAUGAUAUGUCGCGUGGGAUGGCGAUUGUGGUGGUGUUGAUGGUGUGUAGUUUUGUUUCAUCUUUCGCAUGGUCUUGGGGUCCACUCGGAUGGUUGAUUCCGAGUGAAACUUUUCCAUUGGAGACUCGAUCGGCUGGGCAAAGUGUGACAGUUUGUGUGAAUAUGGUCUUCACUUUUGUGAUAGCCCAAUCUUUCUUGUCAAUGUUGUGCCAUAUGAAGUUUGGAAUCUUCUUGUUCUUCUCUGGUUGGGUGUUGGUAAUGUCGUUGUUCGUACUGUUUUUGUUGCCAGAGACAAAGGGUGUUCCCCUCGAAGAGAUGACAGAGAAAGUGUGGAAGCAACAUUGGUUCUGGAAGAAAUUUAUGGAUAACACAGACACAAAGGAUUCCGUUUAAGCAUUAUAUAACUAAGCUAAGGUGUAUUGGUUUUUUAUGUCCUUUCUAACUUUCAUUAUUGUGAAUGAGCGUGACACGUCAAAGUCGUAGGCAUGUAUUAAUUUUUUAUUGACGUAUCUACAUUUUCAUCGAUAUAUCUACAUAUCUAUGAGUUUAACAUAGAGAUAAAGAUGUUAUUUCAUAAGAAAAGUCGAUGAAUACAAAUGUCAUUAGAAUGAGUACAAUAUUUA
Messenger RNA from Cucumis sativus (cucumber), 1899 nucleotides. RefSeq names its product sugar transport protein 13. Gene Ontology annotation, biological process: monosaccharide transmembrane transport. Lineage: Eukaryota; Viridiplantae; Streptophyta; Magnoliopsida; Cucurbitales; Cucurbitaceae. Gene Ontology annotation, molecular function: monosaccharide transmembrane transporter activity. The transcript is spliced from 4 exons. The coding region runs from base 143 to 1669 and encodes 508 amino acids. The record is from RefSeq and is a predicted model, not a curated record. Gene Ontology annotation, cellular component: membrane.